GCGGGGCGGCCAAGGAGGCGUUGGCAGCGGGCUCGGACCCACGCGGCGCUGCGGCCCGCCUGGCCUGCAACGCUCCCACCCGCUCGGCGGCACGAUGCCCUUUGACUUCAGGAGGUUUGACAUCUACAGAAAGGUGCCCAAGGAUCUCACGCAGCCGACGUACACCGGUGCCAUCAUCUCCAUCUGCUGCUGCCUCUUCAUCCUCUUCCUCUUCCUGUCAGAGCUCACCGGGUUCAUCACGACAGAAGUGGUAAAUGAGCUAUACGUCGAUGACCCAGACAAGGACAGCGGAGGCAAAAUUGACGUCAGCCUCAACAUCAGUCUACCCAAUUUGCACUGUGAAUUGGUUGGACUUGACAUUCAAGAUGAGAUGGGCAGGCAUGAAGUGGGCCACAUCGACAACUCCAUGAAGAUCCCACUGAACAACGGAGCAGGCUGCCGCUUCGAGGGCCAGUUCAGCAUCAAUAAGGUCCCUGGCAACUUCCACGUGUCCACGCACAGUGCCACAGCCCAGCCACAGAACCCGGACAUGACACAUACCAUCCACAAGCUCUCCUUUGGGGACACACUACAGGUCCAGAAUGUUCAUGGAGCUUUCAAUGCUCUCGGGGGAGCAGACAGACUCAGUUCCAACCCCCUGGCCUCCCAUGACUACAUCUUGAAGAUUGUCCCCACAGUGUAUGAGGACAAGAGUGGCAAGCAGCGCUACUCCUACCAGUACACAGUGGCCAACAAGGAGUAUGUCGCCUACAGCCACACGGGCCGCAUUAUUCCUGCCAUCUGGUUUCGCUAUGACCUCAGCCCCAUCACAGUCAAGUAUACAGAGAGAAGACAACCGCUCUACAGGUUCAUCACCACGAUCUGCGCCAUCAUCGGUGGGACCUUCACUGUGGCCGGCAUUCUGGACUCCUGCAUCUUUACCGCCUCAGAGGCGUGGAAGAAGAUCCAGCUGGGCAAGAUUCACUGACAUCCUGCCCAGCCCUAUGACUGAGGACCAGGGAUCCCGCUAGCCCUGCCUCUAGCAUCUCUUCUGCCUUCUGCCUUCUCUGGCCCAGUAUGUGUGGGAGGAGGGGUGGUGGUGGUUAAGGAGUGGCAUGGGUGGCACAAGGUUCUGCAGCUACCUCUUUCCCCAUGUUUUAGAUAAAUUAACACUGCCCGGAGCCGUGGUGGUCCUUUCCCUGCAGAGCCCCAAAACCAGAGUUA
Molecule: messenger RNA, 1203 nt
Organism: Acomys russatus (golden spiny mouse)
Lineage: Eukaryota; Metazoa; Chordata; Mammalia; Rodentia; Muridae
Gene: Ergic1
Product: endoplasmic reticulum-golgi intermediate compartment 1
Exons: 10
Coding region: 95-967 (290 amino acids)
Biological process (GO): endoplasmic reticulum to Golgi vesicle-mediated transport; retrograde vesicle-mediated transport, Golgi to endoplasmic reticulum
Cellular component (GO): COPII-coated ER to Golgi transport vesicle; endoplasmic reticulum; Golgi membrane
Source: RefSeq, a predicted model, not a curated record